UGGCUGUAAUUACGAGACUCCACCACCCUCCAUCGUUUAUACCACCACCACCCCCCACCACCUCCCACCCACCCACAUCGCUCUCGAUCCGAUCGCAGCAACAUCCGUUCGAUCCGUCGACGACGACGACGACGACCGCCGUUUGGUGAUCCUCCUCCUCCUCCCCUGACGCCGCAUUCUCCAAUUAGUCUCCGACCACGCGUGGAGACGCGCGGGAUUCGUCCGCGGCCAUGAUCUGUCCGCAACGCGGGAGCCGCAUUUCUCGAGCUCGCGGUGCUCGUCGGUGACUUUGAUCGCCAUUUUAUUGUUUUCGAGGUCUUGACAUUGUUGCUGGCUUCCUCUUGACGGAAGUUGGUUGCGAGAUUCGGUCUUGGAACCGGAAUAUUGUCGCCAUUCGCGUCAGCUUUCCUUUGCGUCUUCUUAGAAUGGACGACUUAUCUGCGAUCAGCGAGGAGCUCGCGGAACUCGACGGACAGAUCUCCGACAUUCUUCGAGCUCUAGCAAAUGGAUUCCAGAAAUUGGAUAAGAUCAAGGAUGCCAACCGGCAGAGUAGACAAUUGGAAGAGCUUACAGAUAAAAUGCGCGAGUGUAAGAGGCUCAUUAAGGAGUUUGACAGAGAACUAAAGGAUCUUGAGGGCAGAAAUGAUGCAGAAACCAGCAGAAUGCUCAAUGAGAAAAAGCAGUCAAUGAUAAAAGAGCUUAAUUCAUUCGUAGCCCAAAAGAAGAGAUACACAACAAAUCUCGAGAACAAACGAGUUGAUCUCUUUGAUGGGCCCGGUGAAGGAAUUGGUGAAGAUAAUGGUUUGCUCGCUUCAUCCAUGACAAAUCAACAGCUAAUGGAUCAUGGAAACCAGAUGAUGGAUGAGACAGAUCAAGCCAUUGAGAGGUCCAAGAAGACUGUCCAAGAUACUAUCAAUGUUGGAACAGACACUGCAGCAGCUCUCAAGGCUCAGACUGAGCAAAUGAGCAGGAUUGUAAAUGAACUGGAUUCCAUUCAUUUUUCAAUCAAGAAAGCAUCUCAGCUGGUCAAGGAAAUUGGUAGGCAGGUUGCAACUGACAGGUGUAUUAUGGUGUUGCUUGUCCUCGUAGUCAUUGGUGUAAUAGCCAUCAUAAUUGUGAAACUUGUACACCCAAAUAACAAGGACAUUCGUGAUAUUCCGGGGUUGGCACCUCCUGCUCCUACUCGGAAACUACUUUGGCACCUAAACGAAGACAGAUGGUGACUGUCGUGGUAGAUCUCGUCAUCUUCCCAGUUGUUUGAUGGCUGCGAUGCUGCGGGCAUCCCUCCCUCAUCCCGCCUGCUGAAUUCACGAGCAAAUUUCUCUGGCAUUUCCCUUGGAAUAUCUCGGCUUUUCUGGCUUUUCUUUUUAAUUAAAGUUUUGAUCCCCAAAAGAAUGAGAGAUCCAUUAAGGUGACGGAGAUCUGUACUUGUAAUUUUUCAGACCCUCCUCCCCUCAAGAUAGAAGUCUCUGGGUCGCUACAUCAGCUUUCUUCGGCAUGUUCAUUUGAACCAACAUUGUCCAGAGAGUUUGCUGCUUUCCUCUCUUUCUGCCCAGUAUAUCAAUUAUCAUGAUGUAACUAUGUAUUCGUGUUUCUGAAACGGCCAAUUUUACAAUUACUUCUCA
Rhodamnia argentea is the source of this 1625-nucleotide messenger RNA. RefSeq names its product novel plant SNARE 11. NCBI's taxonomy places the organism in Eukaryota, Viridiplantae, Streptophyta, Magnoliopsida, Myrtales, Myrtaceae. The record is from RefSeq and is a predicted model, not a curated record. The transcript has 10 exons. Gene Ontology annotation, molecular function: SNARE binding; SNAP receptor activity. Bases 426 to 1223 code for a protein of 265 amino acids. Gene Ontology annotation, cellular component: SNARE complex; Golgi apparatus; ER to Golgi transport vesicle membrane. Gene Ontology annotation, biological process: vesicle fusion; retrograde vesicle-mediated transport, Golgi to endoplasmic reticulum.